CAGGAUCUUCGUUAGAGGAGCAGACUGGUCAACCGCGUUGGCAUCGUAUCGACGAACGGAACAGGGCAUCGAGGAAUUUGGCCCGAGUUCGCUAUCCAUCGAUGCAGCAAUGGCGUCCUCCGCUUCUUCUGUGAUCUCUCCAGCGAGCAUUUCCUCAUCUCUGCUGUACUCCGAUUCCAAUGGAAAACCCUGCUCCUUUUGUUCACGUGGGUGUUCCCCUUCCGUCGUCUCCUUCGGGAAUGGAAACGCAAAGCUUCGAGUUGCUUAUCUGUCCUCGAGCAGAGACUUUUCGAAUUUCCUGACGUACAAUUUCGGAGGGAGGAAUCUGGGAAGCGGAAAACUUAAACCCUUACAUUCUCUAGGGUUUUCGGAGAAGAGAACCAGCUUGCGAUGGUCCGUUGUGUCUGCAGUCUCCGCAGAUACUGCACAGACCUCAGAGGCAGAGGCGUCGGAGGAAUCUGCGUCCCAGCUUGUCGACAAGCUACUGUCCCUGGUGAAAGAUUCUGACAGGGGAGCACUGCUCGGAGCAGAGGAGCAAGCCAAUGUUGCCGACGUAGUCGACCAACUUGAGAAAAUAGGAAUGCCAGAACCUCUCAAAAGCCCUCUCAUAUUUGGAGAUUGGAAUGUUGCAUACUCUUCAAAUCCGACCUCUCCUGGAGGACCGUAUCGUACCUUCAUAGGCCGAAUCUUGUUCAGAACCAGGGACAUGGUUCAGAGCGUGAUUUCGCCUGACGUUGUCUCGAAUGUUGUCCGAUUUGCCUUGUUUGGCUUCAUCGGCGGAGAAGUGAAUCUGAAUGGAAAGCUCACACCUCUAGAUGACAAGAUGAUACAGGUUGAUUUUCAACCGCCUGAUCUACAGAUAGGCCCCUUCAAGUUCACAUACGGAGGAAUGUCAUCUGUGAAAAUCUCUAUAAUAUACCUUGAUGACUAUCUCAGGCUGGGUAGAGGAUCCAGAGGUACAGUAUUUGUUUUCACAAGGCGGUAGGGUGUGAAGCACAGGAGUAGUACUUGGGACUGAACUGCUCGCAAGUGCAGUUGUAGUCACAGUACGCCUCUUGUGGUGUACAGAGAAGUUGUAUCAUUUGAAACCAAGCCGAUGGCAUGAAAGUUUCGGUGUCUUGUGCAGAUGCUGAGGUGCAAUUAACAGUCGUCCUCAUUACUAAAUAUUCUUCUACUAACCGUCUGAUCAUAAUGGACCUUGCUAGUCUAUUUGCACUUGAAUCUUCGAGUUCUAACGGCAUGGCUUGAGUUUCUCGAGAAGCUAAGAUCAGCUAAAGCUGAAUGUGGCUUUUGAAGAAACUCAAGCCAGAGGUUUCCAUGGUACCUCUCUUAAUUAAUUCGUUUGUUAUCUGAUUCGA
Messenger RNA from Marchantia polymorpha subsp. ruderalis, 1358 nucleotides. The record is from the annotation of a GenBank genome assembly. Lineage: Eukaryota; Viridiplantae; Streptophyta; Marchantiopsida; Marchantiales; Marchantiaceae.